Molecule: messenger RNA, 1122 nt
Organism: Dovyalis caffra
Lineage: Eukaryota; Viridiplantae; Streptophyta; Magnoliopsida; Malpighiales; Salicaceae
Source: the annotation of a GenBank genome assembly
AUGGGUCUGCGGUACAGAAAGUUGUUGUUCGACUCUUCUGUUUAUUGUUCAGAGUACUGUGAGACAGCAGAUGAUGGAAACGCUUGCAACAAAAAGUGCGUCGCUGCCUUCACAAAUCCGAACUUUGCUGAAUGUAUAAGUUCCUGUGUGUUAAAAACUCCAGACGAUUGUGGUUAUUGCUUUGAGUACAUGGAUGCACCAACCUCCUCACAACACCACAGGCUUGGCAAGAUUGCGUUGGCAAUGAUUUUCAUAAGACCAAGAAGAAGGAGAUCAACACAGCAUGAAGAUGAAGAAGAAGAAGAAAGAAUCGAGACCCAUGGUCAGUUUGUGGAUCAAGAUCAAGGUCCUGUAGUUGAUCAUCCAAUAUGGUACAUCAGGACAGUAGGGUUACAACCAUCUGAAAUUAGUUCUAUCACAGUUUGUAAGUAUAAAAGAGGUGAUGGUCUUGUUGAAGGAACUGAAUGUUCUGUUUGCUUGAGUGAAUUUCAAGAUGACGAGACUCUUAGGUUAUUACCGAAGUGUAGCCAUGCUUUUCAUAUCCCAUGUAUUGAUACUUGGCUUAGAUCACAUACUAAUUGCCCUUUGUGUCGUGCUCCUAUAGUCACCAACACAGCUAUAGCAACAUCAUCACAGGCUAAUCUUGAGAAUACAAGUGGUGGAGAAGAAACGAGGAUUGAAGUCUUGGAAGAUGAUCAAGAAUCGGAUAGAGAGAUGGAAGGUAGAGAAGGUGGAGUGAGGGUUGUAACAGAGGAGGAAAGUGGAUUACAGAGUGAGACUUUGAACGAAGAGGAGGAUGGGAUACAGCCACUGAGAAGAUCAGUUUCUUUAGAUUCUUUAUCAGCUUUCAAGAUAAUUCAGGCUCUUGCUAAUGUUCAUCCUGCAGUGGAAUCUGAUGGGAAUUCAGGCAGCAGGAGGGCAGGCAGAGGGAAUGGAUCCGCUCGGGAAAUUGUUCAAAGCAGAGGAGGUGGAAACCAGAACUUGAUAAAAUUCAUGGCUACUUCUUCUUUUGCAAGGUCUUUCCAAAUAGGGCCAAGUUCAUUUAAGAGGUCCCUAUCUUGUAGUGGGAAAUUUUUCUUGUCAAGACCCUGCCGCAACCGGAAUUCGGGUGUUCCUUCAUGA